UGGUUUUAGCAUUGGUGGGUGUGAUGAGGUUAUUAUUAUCCACUGGUGCCAAAUUCAACUUGUAAGGGAAAAGAAGCCACUCACCCCGAUAAUGCUUUAGGGUCCGGCAACUGCAAGGCCAAUCUCACAAAUUCUCUCUCUUUUUCAUUAAGAAGAUCGUCAUAUACUUCUUUUUUUUUGGGUAAUUAAGACAGAUGGCCGAGCUCUCUUUGUGUUGCAAUAGCUUGACUCCCCGAGCACUACCACCACGGCCAGUUCAGCAUCCUCGGUCAAGUCCAAGCUGGAUACCUACAGGUGGCUUAGAGCAAAGACGUGGAACAAGAGCAGCGUUCGCAGCAAAACCUGGUGGAUUUUCGCUUAAUUCGAUCUCGAAAAGUUGUCAAACAUGUAGAGGAAAAGGUGCUAUAGAAUGUCCAGGCUGUAAGGGAACAGGAAAAAAUAAGAAGAAUGGAAAUAUUUUUGAGCGCUGGAAGGUGGGCUAACGCCAGAGCAAAGGGGAGAGAGAUAACUUCCAAGUUGUUUAUAGCACAUUGAAUUUAUACAUUGUACCUAUUUAUGGAAAUUGAUCCGAAUACUUGAUGAGAAAUCAGGAUCAAUAGUUAAAACUUGUAUUUGUUACUCUGCAAGGAGUCUGAUUAACUUCGCUAGCUACAGUUGGACCCCUCAAUUGUCUCGACCUGCAAAACCAAGUAUGCUUAUUAAUCAGAAGAGACGAGAGCGUGCAGUGUGCACAACACUAUCCAAAUACAGGAAACUUUUGAGCUCUAUUCACGAGAAAGAUGUAGAAUUGCUGCUCCCUCCCAGCAACAGCAGAGAGGGGUAGGUGUGGCGUGGUGUGUUGGUAUCGAAGCCUAGCUAUCAUUCAUCUAUCUGCUUGGUAGUUGCCAACACACGCAUCUCUAUAAAAUAAAGAGGAAGAUGAGCAAGUUCAAAUAUAAGCCCUGCGCCUCCAAGACUCUGUUAUAUAUAUAGUGUUUAGUGCAUCGUGAUGAUAAGGGUGGACACUUGUUAUAUAUAUAUUAAAUACGGUAUGUAUGAGAGAAUGUCUCAAAAUGUACGUGGACACUUGUUGCGUAACAUGACGUUUUGACUAGGAAAACAUACUAACUAACCCCGUUAACCAUGCAAAGCCCUCUCUCUCUCUCUCUCUCUACAGCCACUCUUCCUCUUCCUAGGGGUUGGCUUAAUUUCCAUGUACGUAAUCGGCAUUGAUCUCCAAUUUCAUUCAGUUUAAGAUGGAUUCCUUUAGAGGACAAGGUGGCAUUCAGAUGCUGUUAACUGCGGAACAGGAGGCCCAACACAUCGUUUCCAGUGCUAGAAACUUAAAGAUAAAAAGGUUGAAGCAAGCGCAAGAAGACGCAGAUAGGGAGGUGGGACUCUAUCGCUCUCAUCUGGAAGCUGAGUUCCAAAAGAAAAUUGCUGAGACUAGUGGGAGCUCUGGGUUUAAUGCAAAACGGCUUGAAGUGGAUACUGAAGUGAAGAUUCAAAACUUGAAGGAAUCAGCAUCUAGAAUCUCAUCUGAUGUGAUUGGCAUGCUCAUCAAGCAUGUUACAACAUUGAAUAAAUGAUCUCAUGUGUACAUGAAGGCAGCCAUAAUGAGAGAAGAAGCCAUGAACGCAAUAUUAAUAAGCUGCAACUGCAUGUAUGCUGCAUAUAUAGCAGGCCAGAUGUAUCUACUCUCUUUCCAAUAAGCAUAUUUUGCCAUAUUUUCUUUUCUAAGCCUAUUAAUGUAGUCUUGAUCUGCAAUUAAUGAUCUUUUAUAUUCUUUAAAAUUCUUGCAAUCCUACCCAUUUAUUUUUGUUUCCAAA
Juglans regia (Persian walnut) is the source of this 1808-nucleotide messenger RNA. Its product is annotated as V-type proton ATPase subunit G-like. Gene Ontology annotation, biological process: proton transmembrane transport. Gene Ontology annotation, cellular component: vacuolar proton-transporting V-type ATPase complex. The record is from RefSeq and is a predicted model, not a curated record. The coding region runs from base 1236 to 1568 and encodes 110 amino acids. NCBI's taxonomy places the organism in Eukaryota, Viridiplantae, Streptophyta, Magnoliopsida, Fagales, Juglandaceae. Gene Ontology annotation, molecular function: proton-transporting ATPase activity, rotational mechanism. The transcript is spliced from 8 exons.